This is a messenger RNA of Athalia rosae (coleseed sawfly), 7766 nucleotides long. RefSeq names its product protein dead ringer (gene retn). Lineage: Eukaryota; Metazoa; Arthropoda; Insecta; Hymenoptera; Athaliidae. The record is from RefSeq and is a predicted model, not a curated record. Gene Ontology annotation, cellular component: nucleus. The transcript has 8 exons. Gene Ontology annotation, molecular function: DNA binding. The coding region runs from base 1978 to 4113 and encodes 711 amino acids. Gene Ontology annotation, biological process: regulation of transcription by RNA polymerase II.
CUCACGUCAGAUCGUCAGAGGACGCGAACGUGCGCGCGCCCGCUGUUAACAAGAAUAUAUAUAUAUAACAUAUAUUAUAUAUAUAUAUAUGUAUAUCUGUAUGUACAUAUAGAUACAUAUAUAUAUAUGUAUAUAACACAUAUACGUGCGUUUUUCUCCGAGGAUAACGUUGUUCAUACACACGAAUAUACGUACGUACGGACGCGUAUGUACACGUAUCGGAUAUACAUCGCUUCGUACGACCACCGAGUAAAGUAGAAUCGAUCGGUUCGUCGGUUGAUUGGUUCAUUAUCGAUCAAUUGAUCAGUUCUAAACCGGUCAAGCACGAGUUCUCACCGGUCAUCGAUCAGCGUGGUGAAGUUUAUUCGACCGUUCGGCGUUUGUUGUAAAACACAUCGUUGUUGGUUUUUUUUUCCCUCCUCUGUUUUAUCAAAGAUAAAUGGUACGAUAAUAAUCGACCUUGAUAUUGUGGAGUAGUGUGCAGUUUUAUCUUGUGAAAGUCGAAAGCCGCCGAAGAGGAGAAAGGUACGACGGGAGGAUAAUCGCGAGGGUCGAUCGAACCUACGAGCCGAGGUGAACUCGACGAUCUAUUUUGUCGUCGAAUAAAACCCGCGGGUUGAAUCUGAUAAUCUGCAUCGUCGCGCGUUUGCUAAAAUUCGCGUAAUCGAACCCCAGGUGAUCGAAAUCUAAAAGCGGAUAUAUCAUGUGACGACCCGUAAACAAGACUCACGUGACCGCCGAAUCCAAGUGUUGCGAACGAGGCGUUCGAAAUCCCAAGUCAAACCUAAUAAAAUCCAUAAACGGAGUCUCCGAUCGAAUAGUCAUUUAUUCGCACGAUCGUUAUCGACUCGGUGCGAACGUCGGGAAAAAUCCAGCGGGAGCAAAAGUGCCCGGUGAAUCUUACAAAAAUUCGCAACUCGACGCUGCGUCUGAUAUCCGUAUUGCAUCAACGCUGUUAAAUUGUGCUAUUAUGUAAAUUGUUACAGUGACGCGUGUGACGCAGAGGGGCGGUAUUUUCAUCCCGCCGUGCUCGAAAUAAGACGAGAAUAACCGAAAAGCCCGAAAAAAACCAAAGACGAACUGUGUAGCUGGAUUAUCCCGGGCCAUAAAAAUAUCGAGAGUGUACAGGUGAUCCGAAUGUACACCUCGUCGACGCGUGUAGUCGACUACAUCAACGCGUCCGUCGAGACUCUCGUCUCUUCUCUCAAUUCAACUCGCACCUAUUUCGUUUCUCAUCUAUACUCUUCGUAUUUUCUCUCUUCUACUUCUACUUCUCCUUCUCUCGCGUCUUUAUCUUCGUCUCAUUCGACGGGUACAAUUUUUUUACCGUCGUAUUACACGGUUAUUGCUUUCAAAUUACUCCGGCACAUCAUUAUUCCGACACCAGCUACGUGCCGUUCGUCGAUAGGAAGAUAAAUUGAAAUAAAUAAUUAAGCGGAUGAAUAAAAUUCCACAACACGCAGUCGCAUUAAUGAUACGUGUCCCGAUACAACGGAUAUCCAGAGGUCAGACGUACCGGCCGGAAUAACGCACGUGAAAUGAACUCGCCUGUAUCGGAUUCGAAAACUUCGAAAGCUCGUCGAACGCCGCAGUUUGGCUGAUUUCUGAGAUAACUGAAAAAAUACACUCGAUUCUUCAAUUUGGAAUCGACGAUAUUGAAGUUGACAAAGGGGGUGGCAAUCGAUAUCGUUCUCAUCGUCCAUACGUCACGUGGACCGUACGCUGACGGGAUUCGAAAGAUAAUCGGUGACAUCGUCGAAGCGGCCGAGGGGACGAGGGGAGGAAUACGGAAGAAAAGUCGCAGGAGAAAGAAGAAGGCAAAGGGGAAACGCUCGGUGCAGCGUUGUGCGAGUUGUUUGUAUUUCUAACCGUGUGCAUCAGUAGCGUGGCGAAGGGUUUUCCUGGCCCUUUUGACCGCGCGCCGGUUAAGCCGUCAAAAUUCGGGUUAAGAACAGAGAACCGUUACCAUCGUACGCGAUGGAGAUAUCGGACGAAUUUCAGGACAUGGGGAAUCCCGGUGGGGGCGUAGCCAUGGCCAAUAUCUCGAUGAACCAUCACCACCACACACCUGACAGUCCUAUGUCGCAUCAGGAAGAGGACUUGUCGGAUCCGGAUCUUCAGGAUGAGGAGAGCGGCGAGGAGUUGCCCCAGCAACCUCUUCAAGGCAACGGUCACACGUCGGCGUCGACAACGCCGAUACCGAGAAACGCUCCGACGCCGUUGACGCAUCUUAACAGCCUAAUGAAUUCGCAUCACCCGCACUUUUUGGCGAAAUUGAAAAUGGACGUGAGUAUUUCCCCAGAGAGUAUAAUUCCUUCGUCAUCGGCUCCGAGCUAUUCGGACGAGAGGGUGUCGUCCCUGCUGACGGGCGAAAGAUCGACGAAUAUCGGUACGCGUAACGGUAGUACGAUUAAUCAAAUUAACGCAUCGUUGUCGCGACAACAGCAACAACAACUCCAACACCAGGAUAUGGACGUCCUGUCGAACAAAAGCGGCCUGGAGGCGCUCCAAGCCGCCAUGGGAAGCGGCGGAUUCAAUUUACCCUUUUCCUUUCCGCCACCCGCCGCGUUUCUCGCGCCUCCGCAUCAUUCGCAAGGACAAAAUUUCACCACCGGCGGUAGCAACAACGCCGUCACCUCGUCGGCGAGUUCACACUCCAGCGAGUCGUCGCAAGGAAGCGGAAGAAACGGCGGCGAGUCGAGGUGCAGAACGGAGGACGGACAUUCGCAAAAUAACAUCGGUGGCAAUCAUCAGCAACAAACCAGUUGGAGCUUCGAGGAGCAGUUCAAACAGGUGCGUCAGUUGUACGAGAUCAACGAUGACCCGAAACGCAAGGAAUUUUUGGACGACCUGUUCAGCUACAUGCAAAAACGUGGAACACCGAUCAAUCGGUUACCAAUAAUGGCCAAAUCAGUUCUCGAUCUAUACGAAUUGUACAACCUGGUCAUCGCCAGGGGUGGGCUCGUUGACGUGAUAAACAAAAAAUUGUGGCAGGAAAUCAUCAAAGGACUCCAUCUUCCUUCGAGUAUCACAUCGGCAGCUUUCACGUUGCGCACGCAGUACAUGAAAUACCUCUACCCCUACGAGUGCGAGAAGAGGAGGCUCUCGACGCCGGCUGAACUGCAGGCGGCAAUCGACGGUAACAGACGGGAAGGUCGGAGGAGCAGUUACGGCGCUUACGGGGGUGGCGGUGGCGCCGGCGAUUCGAUGGUCCGCGGCAGUCCUCACACCCCGAGUUCGCUUUCGUUGCACGCCCAAAUGUCACCCCUCUCGCUCGUGACGGCUGUCGCUGCCGGUGGACAACAUCACGGACAACAAUCGCUGGUCAACGGAAGCGCCGCGCAUACGCCGGUAUCGCAUCAUCCGCAUCAUCCGCAACAUCCGCAAGGUUUGCCGCUUGGACAACCCCUGAAUUCUGGCCCGAUACCGGGACUCGCACCUUCGGAAUUCGAGGCCCGUAUGGUCGAGUACGUUAAACUUUUGAACAAGGAACUCAGGAGUGCCGGAGCAGGGACGCCACCCCCGAUGAUCCAUCGGCAGGGUAGCGCCUCGCCACCUUCUUCUACUUCGCCUCGGGACGCCGCCCUGAACGCCCUUGAAAUGUCUCGAUUAACCCUUUGGAACAUGUACAACAACAACACACUUUAUCCCGGCGUAGGACAUCAGCCACCCCUCUCGCCGCAACCCCCGCAUUCUCCUGCUCCUCCGACUAGCAGUCCGGAACCGCAAAGAGAAGCUCUCGACUUGGGUCUCAGGUCUUCGCCAAUGUCGUCACCCCCGGCGAGAAAUAGCCCCCCCUCCUCCGGUGGAGGUGUACAAGUGAAAAGAGAACAGGACAUCGGGGGAAUGACGGUAGGCCCUCCGCCAGCGAAGAGGCUACUCUCCGACGACGACAACAAUUCAGAUCCCAAAGGAGCUUCCUCGGGAUUGUCCGGUGCUCACAUAAAGAUCUCCAACAGAGGGGAUGGAAGAAACGGUGAAAAUUCGCUGGUCGUCAGCAUGGAACUUAACGGAGUAAUGUAUCAAGGGGUUCUAUUUGCGCAGACCGAAAGUACAACACAUGGAACGACGACAAAUAACAAUACGAAAACAUCGCGCGGUGUCGUAUCGUGAAUUAAUUUCUCCAUCAAGUCAUACAUUAUAUUAAAUUUAUAUAGAUUAUAUACGCCUUUAUAAAUACGUGUGCAUUACGCAUAUCAGUACCGAAGCGCGUUGAUACGACAUACUAUGUAUAUAGAUAUCGACGUAUAACGCAUGAGUUCACGUAUACAUAUAUACGUAUAUGUAUGUCAUAUGUGCACCGAACGUACAUCUCGGUAUGUAUUUGGAAGGAAAACAAAAAAUCUGAAAAACUUUUUCUCAGCGUGUGCGUUAUAGCCCGCAUAUACAUGUUGUAUAAUUUACGUUGACAUCGUCGGCGAGAUCCGAUUGGGAAACCACGUUUCGAUAUUAAUUGUAUUUAAUUCAGUCAUAGGCGAAAAAAUAUGCUUCGCACAUCACGUUGAUAUUGACGACGAUAUUAUUAAAUUUCUAUUCCUGUGGCCCACGGUAGAGUCGUAUAUUUCAUAUAACACGCCGGCAAUAUUUUCAAUCGUAUAUUUGCGGGAGAAGACGAGUUGGUUGGUUUGAAGUUUGAAGGUUUUUUCUUAUCUUUCCAUCUAAUUUUUAUUCCGCAUAUCCUAUGAACAGGACGUGAUACUGACGGACAACAUUUGAACGUUGUUCGAUUAGUUAAUCGGAAAUAAGUUUACUCAAUAGGCAACAAACCCCUUCACGAACCCUCCUCCCUUCUGGUCGGAUGUAAUGUCGGCUCUAUUUUCGGUUGAAUUUCCGUUUUUAAGAAUAAGCGCAUUAUCUGUGAAUCGUGACGUAUAUAACGUAUGAAUGUUUGUAUGUAUGUACUCGUGUAGGAUGUGUAUGAAUGUAUCUAUGAUCCGUGUGCAAUGAAAAAAAAGUUUUGUUUUAUUUUAUUUCAUUUUAUUUUAUUUUAUUUUUUCUUCCUUACUUAAGUUGAUUCUCCUGUAAAAUUUCGCAUAUAUAUGUGCACAGGGCGCGCGUCAUUCGGCGUUUGGUGUAUUCAAAAAAUGAAUCCCAACGUAAUAAUUAAACAAAAUACAAAAGAGGAAAAAAUAUGUCGUACGUAACAUUCACGAGGGUAUAUCUGGUUUCGAGUUUGCUUUUUUAUCGGUCGAAGACCCGCUCCGUCUGGACAAGGAUCGAAAAGUAUUGUCGGCCAUUCGUCUACGUCCCGUAUAAUAAUGAUAAUGAUGACGAUUUUAUUUUCAGAAAUACGAAAAACAGUAAAAAAAAUCGGUCGUCACGAAUAUAUGCAUACAUACGUAAUGUGUAUAUAACGUAGAUUAUCAGAUUUCGUUUUUCGUUUCUUUUCUUUUUUUAAUUCUUUUUUCCUUCCUAUUUUAACCACCAACGAGUAUAAACCGCUGAAUCGAAAAUUCUUUAAUUUAUUUAUUACUAACAUUUUAUUAGAAAAGCAACAGGAGAAAAAAAGGCAAAACCAAUUAAUUAACAGACGAAUGAAUAAAUGUAAACGUUUUUUUUUCUUUAUGCGCGGUGAUACGAUGGGAAUCUAUUAUACCGCGUGUCGUAGUUUCUGAGUCAUUUGACAAAUAAUCUUUUUACUUGAAAAGAAAAAAACAAAAACAAAAAGAAGCAUAAUUGUAGUACCUAUUGUAUGUUUUUAUUUUUCACUUCUCAUUAAUUCAUCCCAUCCACCCACGCAACGCCAUUUCCUCGGAGACUUUUGGAAGUCAGCAUUAACUAUAUAUUAUUACCUGCAUUUUUUUUCUUUUAAGUUAUAUAUUAUUAACGAGGCCUAUCGCCACCACACGUGUCCUUUCGAACACAACCACAUACUUUAUCUGUACAUAUAAUCGAGUUAUUAUACAAUUAUAUUAUUACGUCAAUUGGUAUUGAUAAUAAGUUGGAAACGAAUCUCGAAUUACGGUUUCAUCAAACAUAGAUCGCACAUCAGGCUACAAAAUUUCACCGUCUUUUGAUUCGGAAAAAAGCUAACUGAUACAAGACUUUUAACUGUUUUUAAUUUCACUCCACGGUUUUUCUAAUCACCGGUCAAUCUCGAUCGAUGUCUCCGCAAACUAAAGGUUUUCUUUCCUUUUUCUUUUUUUUUUUUACGUGUAUUCUAUUUUUACUUUUCGAUUUUUCCAAUCCUACCUUCUGCGAUGCCUUUCAUCGAUAAUUUCUAAUCGCCCACUUCCAAAAAUAUCCUUUGCGUACAUUGAAAAAUCUGCGCCAUUCGACAUUAACGUUAUUUGAAUUGUAAAUUUUGAAAAACGAGAGAAAAAAAACCUAUAGCGACUAGUUAUUAUACAUACCUGCUAUAUGUAAUAAGAUAAAAAAAGAAUCUUAAAACAAUGUGCUUAGAAUUUUAUGCAAUAAUUGUUAAAGCAAACAUUAAAACAUCUCUAUAGUCAUAGUUCAUAGGGAAUAUACUUAUUAAUUAUUACAAUAGUGUAUAAGAAAUGGUAAGAAACUUAGCGAACUAACGUUAGAAAACGAAAUAAACAAAAAAGGAAGAAAAAAAAAUCGUAAUUACAAUAAAUGAUAAGAAAUUAGAUGAAAAAUAAGGAGACGAAGGAAAACAGAAUCACUUGGAACGGUUAAAGAUUGAAGGGGCAAAUGGAAGAUAUAGAAAUGAUUUUCUCGAUUUAUUAGAUGAAAAAAUAUUUUAUUGUUUAUAGUUUGAAGAUUAGCCAAAAAGACUGUUACAUAAGAUGAAUAUUAAUUACUUUAGGUAUUAAUUACGUGGUAAUCAUAGUUAUUAUUAUUAUUAAUUAUUAUUAUUUCAUCAUUAUUUUUAUUAUUAUUAUUAAUUAUACUAUUAUUGAUAGUUAUCGAUUAUCCGAACGUGGAAGAGAUUUUGCUCCUGAUGAAAGAACGUUGCAAUAAGCUGCAAGUUCGGCAACGAACUGCAGACUAUAAAUAUAGUAAAUAUAAAUAUUGUCGCAGAUUCUUGACGCCAACACCUGCGAGCGAUCAUUUCUAAUAAUAAGGAUGUAUUGUUACGUGACCGGUAAUUCCGGUGUACAGAUAUCAAGAACUGUAAUAAACUCCGACAAAACCCCAAGCGAUAUUAUAAAAAUAAAUGUAUCACCGAAUAAAAUCAUAUUAUAUUGGGUAGGGAGACAAGAAAACAAGAAAUUAUAUGUUGAGAAUGCGACGAUUUUUAAUUUUUAUUGUUAAAAUUGAUAAUAUCGAAACGUAUACAAAGGACUAAAACAAAUACGUGCUGGAUUUAUCAGAAAAUUCUAUGAAUUCGAUCGUUUUUACUAAAUGUGAUUUGGCGAUUUAGAUGGUAGGUACGGGAAUGGAUUCACUGGUAGAAAUCUGAACCCCGUGUAGAAUGUUAAACGAGUAUUAGUAUUCACAAUUCUAGAAAACCAUUAUUCAAUCAUUUGAACACCACCGUCAACAUUAAUAUUAAUAUUCCUACUAUGCUACUACUAUCACUAUCUACUAUUACUACCACUACUGCUGCUACGCUACUACUAUAACAGCAUCGAUACUGCGUAAAGCAUGUCGUGCAUACCUAGAUUUAUAAUAUCAUGGUAUAUUAUAUAAACGUUGUAUAUAUCUAUGAUCAUUGAUGAAGAAAAAAAAACACAAAAAAAAACAAAAAAAACUGAUGACAUUUUAAACUAUGUAGUUUCAUUAAGAAUCAGCUUAGUUGUAUGUAAUUCUAUGUAAACGUGCCCCACGAUCAUAAAUAAAAUCGACAUUACUUUUAA